This is a messenger RNA of Aspergillus fijiensis CBS 313.89, 450 nucleotides long. RefSeq lists its product as uncharacterized. The record is from RefSeq and is a predicted model, not a curated record. Bases 133 to 390 code for a protein of 85 amino acids. The transcript has a single exon. NCBI's taxonomy places the organism in Eukaryota, Fungi, Ascomycota, Eurotiomycetes, Eurotiales, Aspergillaceae.
CCUACUUUUAUCAGGAAAAUAUGCUUUGGGGGCUUCGAAUCCAAUCUGUCAUCCAUCAUGUACUGCUUGUCCGCCAAUGACAACCAGCCGAUGGCGCAAGUGUUUCUCCCCCCGCUACCUUAAUUGAAAUUAAUGGCCGAUGCUUCUCUUCCCCUCCCCGCCCAACGUCUUUUUUUUUCGACCUCCCCUCUUCUCUUCCUGUCACACCACAACAUUUGUCGCUGUGUGACUCGAGACAUACCGAUUGUCGCAAGGGCAUAUAAGUCUGAAGGUUUUCAGUCACUCACGGACAACAGACUAGAGAGGCGCUGCGAUCACUUUCCAGCCGCCAUCACGGACCACCGGGAUCUACACUGCCAAUUUGCGGAGGCACAACAACCCCAACAAUAAUCACCAUGUGCCAAGAACACGAGAACCAGAACAAUGACCACCUGGUCCAAUCCUCCGAUC